AUGCGUACAAAUUUGCCAGCCUUGUUGCCCAAGGGCUUGAACGCGCCAUCGUCAUGUAGGACUCUUGUUAAUGGUCUUCGUCUCGCAUGGAUAGCGGUCGUGCUCUGGGGUGAAGUCGGUGUAUUUUUCUAUAAUCUGAGAAGCUGCGAUUGGCCUGACCGAUUACAACCGGAAUCGCCUGACCUCCGCUCUGCGCAUAUACUCGUCGUCGCCGAUCCGCAGGUCCUCGAUCACAGGUCCUAUCCAGAACGCGGUCUUGUCCUCACCAUGCUCUCGCAGUUCAUCGCUGACCUCAAUCUCCGCAAGAGCUGGCGCGUGACGAUGCACCGACUGCGCCCACAUGCGGUCGUUUUUCUUGGAGAUAUGAUGGAUGGGGGGCGCACCGACAUGGACGAUGACGAGUAUGAAGCAUAUUAUGAACGUUUUCGCAGUAUAUUCGCUCUGGAUUACGUACCGCUUCCCGUGUACUACCUUCCAGGCAACCAUGAUAUUGGGCUAGGUAAAUCAGACACCUUUUCUCCGGAUGCCGUGAAACGAUAUGUAUCGCAUUUUGGCCCUCUCAAUCAACGGUUUUCUGUAGGGAAUCAUACCAUUAUGCUCAUCGAUGCACCUUCACUUGUUCAGGAAGACUACAAGCGAGUACAGCGUGGAUACAGUUUUGAGGAUUGGCCAAAUGUAAUAGACGGCCCUCUCGAGUUCGUGAAGCGUUACAAGUCUGAGGAACACAAUAGCCCAGUUAUAUUAUUUAGUCAUAUACCUCUUGCGCGGCCUCCCAAUACAAAUUGCGGCCCACUUCGCGAAAAGGGUACAAUCCGUCAAGGAACUGGCCUGGGGUAUCAGAACACGCUCACAGAGCCAGCCACGAACUAUUUGUUGAAGUCUCUUAGACCUACACUCAUACUAAGUGGCGAUGAUCAUGAUUAUUGUGAAUAUGCACACACACUACCACUUCUCGACGGUUCCUCGUCAGUUGAAUCGGCGAAAGAAGUAUCUGUCAAAUCCUUUUCCAUGGCUAUGGGGAUCCGUCGCCCUGGGUUUCAGCUCCUUUCUUUAACGUCCACGGUGACACCCGACAACAUGGUGCAAAUACCGAAUGGACCUCCGCAGGACGUACCAUGUUUGCUCCCCAAUCAGCUGGGCGUGUAUUUAUACGCCUACGUGCCAUUCAUCGUUUUCUCGCUUCUUGCACUAUUCUUAUCCAACAUAAGACGGACCUCUGCACGUGAAUCAUAUCGAACAUCGUCAUACAUGCGCACACAAAAUAGGUCAAGGAGUCCUCGUGGCCGCUCAGCUAGCGAAGAAUUUGGUAAUGGUAAUGUGAACCACGUCAAUGGUAACAUCGAGCUAUCUCGCCGGCUGUCUUCCAGAGACGACGUGAAAGACGUUGAUAUACAUGUACACGAGCGCGAUCACGACGCCUACGUUCUAGCACCGCAGACAGAGAGGCAGCACGGUGGAGAGCGUCGCAAACGUUCGUGGUCGCUGACGUUCACGCUUUGCGGCCAGCUACGACGUCUUACUGUGGGUCCUCUGCCGCAUUUCUGCGGCCAGGGUGAUGAUGUAAGGGGACGAAAUGAGGUGGAGCUACCCCCACGCGAGGAACAGGGUUUGUUCAGGGGGUUCUCAAGGGACGUGUUGGACGUGGCAUGGCCUGCGGGUGCUGAGCCGCUAGUGCUUGGCAGAGCUAUCUGA
Molecule: messenger RNA, 1692 nt
Organism: Serpula lacrymans var. lacrymans S7.9
Lineage: Eukaryota; Fungi; Basidiomycota; Agaricomycetes; Boletales; Serpulaceae
Exons: 7
Coding region: 1-1692 (563 amino acids)
Biological process (GO): GPI anchor biosynthetic process
Cellular component (GO): endoplasmic reticulum
Molecular function (GO): hydrolase activity
Source: RefSeq, a predicted model, not a curated record